Molecule: messenger RNA, 789 nt
Organism: Bipolaris sorokiniana ND90Pr
Lineage: Eukaryota; Fungi; Ascomycota; Dothideomycetes; Pleosporales; Pleosporaceae
Exons: 1
Coding region: 1-789 (262 amino acids)
Molecular function (GO): protein binding
Source: RefSeq, a predicted model, not a curated record
AUGCACCGCGCCCUCACCCUCCCCGAAGUUCUCCUCUCUAUAAUCUCUUACCUACCCACCCGGGACCUCUUAACCUGCCAUGCCGUCUCAUCCGGAUGGCGCCGCAUCCUCAUCGCAAACCUACCCGCUCGAAUGCGUCCACUACCCGAUACCCCCUCCUCUCCUCUCCUCCAAGAAACCACGCUUGUUCUACCAGAUUCCAUACGCAGCCUCGCCCGUUCACUCAACCUCCGUCCGAAAGAACUCGUCAAUUGGAUCGUCCAGCCAGAGGUCGAGACCGACCACCUGAUCUGGCGGGAUGCGACAACAGAUGAGCUGCAGGAAGCGUUGGGACCGUAUAUGCAUCCUUUGCUAGCGGCGCAUGCGUAUGAUUUGACGGGUGGGGUAGAAAAUGUAGCAAGGGGGCAGAUGGGUCUUUCCAUUGGAACGAGGAUGGAGCUGGGAGAGUUUGAACGGAUGCUUGAGAUAAGGGAUGAUGAAGAGGAAGGGAUGAAGUAUUUGACGCAGCCAGUGACGAAGAAGGUGGAGGUGAGGUGUUUGGAUGGAGCGGAGUGGAAUGAAGAGUAUAUGAAUGUACGCGCGAUAGAGGGGGAGAUGGAGUGGUUGAGAAAAUGUGUGAGGGUUGAACGGGAAAGUGGGGUUAGAAUGUGUGAUGUUAUUGAUGAACUGAGGGGGGUUAUUGAGGCUGAUUGGAUCGUGCAGCAUGGAUCCGGUAAUGUGCUGCUGGAUUGGCGCAUGGGUGACAAUCCCGAGAGGCAUUCUUUCCAUGCUUUUGACCGCACGGGGUGA